CGGCUAACAAAGUAAACCGCCAACAACGUUGUUUACACCAUCGACUACAAUCGCUAGAGUACUGGUCGACACGUCCAAAAUGCCCACCAGAAUCGCCGCCACACGGUCUGCGAGGCCUCCAUCAUCGUCUGGCCGCAAACCGUCUGUGACAAUCAAAGACAACCGCACAGUCUCUGUAGCUGUGCCGCCGUUUCGCUUUGCCGACGCCCAAGAGAAUUCCCUGCGACCGAAGAUUGCUGCAAUCUUCCGCGAUGCGCAGCGUAACACAGCUACCCAUCGCAAGCUCGUCGUGAAUCUGCGCAAGAUCCACGAGACUUGUUGCUAUGAGCCCGCCGAUAAGAUGGCGGACUCGUCCAACGACUCCGACGAGGAAAUAUUCAACAAAGAGUUCAUUCGAUGUGUCUUGCGCAUUAUGCCGAUCAAGAAAGCGGAAGCUGUUGGUGAAAAGUCGAUUCGCUUCAUCGGAUUCUUCCUACGACAUGCGAGCGACAAGGACAACGAACUGGCUGGUGAAGCCGAUGGCGAUUUGAUGCCCGAGACUCCCACUUCACGACUCAUCACGCAAACCCUUGAGGCUGUGGUUCCUCUUAUGUCUGUAAAGGAUAAAUUUGUCCGAUAUCGCUCGACACAGCUCCUUUCACAAAUCAUCAACUCCCUCGACGCGCUCGACGACGAACUCUACCAGACCUUGCUCCAAAGUCUCCUCCGAAGAAUCCGCGACAAGGAAUCCAUGGUUCGCGUACAAGCUGUCCUGGGACUAGGACGUUUGGCCGGUAACCCAUCAGAAGCCAUGUCUAAUUCAGACGACGGUGAUGAGAAAGACAGUGGCUUGCUUGAGAAGCUGCUCCAGGUUCUGCAGAACGAUCCCAGCGCCGAUGUCCGCCGAUCGCUUUUGGUCAACCUUCCUAUUCUGCCAAACACCCUGCCCUUCUUGCUAGAGAGAGCCCGUGACCAAGAUGCGGCUACCAGACGCGCAGUUUACUCGCGCCUCCUCCCCGCACUAGGUGAUUUCCGUCACUUGUCCUUGUCCAUGCGCGAGAAACUCUUGCGAUGGGGCCUGCGUGAUAGAGACGAGAAUGUUCGCAAGGCUGCUGGUAAGCUAUUCCGUGAUCGCUGGAUUGAAGACUGUGCUGGCACGGUGAACCCCGAAGAGUCAGUUCCCAACUUUGACGGCCUUCUUGAGCUUCUAGAGCGCAUUGAUGUUAUCAACUCUGGAGUUGAAAAUGGCGUUGCGCUGGAGGCCAUGAACGGCUUCUGGGAGGGCCGUGGAGAUUAUCGCGAUGCCGUCAACUUCGACGAUGAAUUCUGGGAGACGCUCUCAGCGGAGUCGGCAUUCUUGGCCCGAAGCUUCAACGAAUUCUGCAAGGCUGAGGGCAACAGCAGAAAGUAUGAGUCCCUGGUCGAGGAAAAGCUGCCCGAGGUUACUCGCCUCGCCUUUUACCUUGAAAGAUAUCUCAAUGCACUCAUCGAGUCCCACAAGAAGAUCCAGGCAAACGAAAUGGAUGAGGAGGGUGAAGAUUUGACCGUAGAGCAGGAAUUCAUUGUCGAGCAGCUGCUUCAUAUUGCACUUUCUCUCGACUACUCAGAUGAAGUUGGUCGCCGCAAGAUGUUUACUCUUCUUCGCCAGUCGCUCUCUAUCCCAGAAUUGCCAGACCAGGUUACCAAGCUUACCAUCGAGGUUCUGCACUACAUCUGCUCUCCCGACGCCGCUGGCGAGCGAGAAUUUUGCAGCAUUGUUCUCGAGUCCGUUGCCGAUGUGCACGACACCAUUGUUGAUGAUCUUCCCAUUGAUGAUGUUGACGACAGCUUCCAUUCCGCCAGAUCCGAGGUCAGCGGCCUUAGCACGCCAACUAAGGGUGGACGCAAGGCCAUGAACGCCGAAGAGGAGCGUGAAAGAGCCGUCAAGGAGAUCGUGAUCAACAUGAAGUGUCUUCAUAUUGUGCAAUGCAUGCUUACACAUGUAUCCGGUCAUCUGAAGGACAAUGCGGACUUGGUCUCCAUGCUCAACAAUCUUGUGGUUCCCGCUGUCCGCAGCCACGAGGCACCAGUCCGUGAGCGAGGCCUUGUCUGCUUGGGUCUCUGUGCCCUCCAGGAUCGCUCGCUUGCGGAGGAGAACCUCGGACUGUUUAUUCACUUCUUCAACAAGGGCCACGCUGCCCUUCAGAUCACUGCCCUCCAUAUUCUGACCGAUAUCCUCAACGUCCAUGGAGCCCACCUCUUCUCUUCCACGCCCGCGUUGUUGAAGGUUUAUGUCAAGGCUGUCAAGAGCGGUUCGAAGAGCUCUGAAGUCCAGGCCGCUGCCAUCAUUGCCACCUCAAAGCUGCUGCUGGGUCGUGUUGUAACAGACGAAGAGGCCUGCCAGGAGCUGCUCAAGUCGCUGGUUAUCGCCUACUUUGACCCGGUCUCGGCAUCGAAUCAGACAGUGCGCCAGGCUCUCAACUACUUCCUACCUGUGUUCUGCUACUCCCGCCCAUCUAACCAAGAUCUUAUGCGAUCGAUUUCUUUGGUCGUUCUUCACUCACUUCUCAGCCUACGUGAUGGUCUAGAGGAUGACGAUGAAGUCGAUCCUGAGGAAGACAUGGUUAACAUGACUACCAUCGGCGCGUGUUUGGUUGACUGGACUGAUCCCCGUAAAUGCUACAGCUCAACAAGUCUUCUCGAGCCUGAGAAGAAGUAUGUCAACGGUGAUGUGCACCUUGAUUUUGCCUUGGACAUUAUUGAUCGCCUGCACGGUUCCGUUAACAAGGAAGAAAAGAAGCUCAUUUCUGGCCUGUUCGGCAAGCUUUACGUCUCUCCAGGCUGCACCCCGGAGAAGCUUCGCGAGACGUACGACGAUGUGAGCCAAGCCGUGGAAGACGGCCUCUGCUCAGACGCGACUAGCCGCAACUCACUGUACAAGCUGCAUAUCAGCUUGGGCAAAAUCGUCAACUCUCUUGACGAGCAGCAACCCGGCCCAGCCAUGCGCAGUGUAUCAGCAACACAGGACAGGCAAUCGAGUGAGCACAAGCUGGGAUCAGACGAUCCUAGUAUGAAGGAGGAGUUUGAUGACAGCAAUGGCACCGUUAUUGCAAAGUACGAUAAUAGAGAGACGACGCUGGACGAGGUUACUGCAGCUGUCGGUGACAUCGAUAUGGACGAUGAUUCCAUCUAAGCCGUCUAGUGGCCGGUUGCUUUCAAUGUAUUAAUGAGGAGUAUGGUUUUACAUAUAUAUUUUUAUUUAUUUCUCGAGUUGGUAUAUUUAAAAAGCAGAUAAAAUGCAAUAAUCUAGUUGAUCAAGGGUUUCUUGUCUUCCAACACUGCCACGAUUACUUUUUGCCAAGCCAAAACAGAAGACUGCCGAUUCCUAGGUUGAUGAGUAGAUGCUGUCCGAGGCUCCAUGCCAUACAGUACAAAUAUUUCGGUGAAAAUACGGUCCAAAUAAAGAUAUGAGUUCUUAAAGCCGUACAUGCGGCCAUGAUGAAAGCCAUGCUUAAAGUUGUAAAGCCUGUGAGCAAUGUGGCAUGACGUACAAAAGCUGAUUUAUCGCCGGCUUUGUAUUUUCGAAUCAGGAUGAGGUUUGAAGCAGAUGUCCAGAAAAGAGGGCCGGCCCAGUUGCUCACAAGAGUCAGGACUCCAACAGCGACAACAUUGAAGCUGCUUAUUCCGUUAUAGGCACUGGAGAGGUCAACAGACGAAAUCGCGUUUGACCCUCCAAGUGCAAAGAAAGACGCGAACUGUAACAGAAUGGACGAGGUGGCUAACUCUGUGGAGUUGAGCUGGCUAACAGUGAGUGACUUGUAGAUGGUGUGAAACAGAAAGAAGACAGGAAGGUUUGUUGCUCGCGACUGGGUUAUGCAUAGCAAUGUCAACAAAUCGUGGAAAAUAGCGG
Molecule: messenger RNA, 3868 nt
Organism: [Torrubiella] hemipterigena
Lineage: Eukaryota; Fungi; Ascomycota; Sordariomycetes; Hypocreales; Clavicipitaceae
Source: the annotation of a GenBank genome assembly